Molecule: messenger RNA, 5280 nt
Organism: Pristis pectinata (smalltooth sawfish)
Lineage: Eukaryota; Metazoa; Chordata; Chondrichthyes; Rhinopristiformes; Pristidae
Gene: cpeb3
Product: cytoplasmic polyadenylation element binding protein 3
Exons: 12
Coding region: 110-2068 (652 amino acids)
Biological process (GO): negative regulation of cytoplasmic translation
Cellular component (GO): synapse; neuron projection; nucleus
Molecular function (GO): mRNA 3'-UTR binding; ribosome binding; translation factor activity, RNA binding
Source: RefSeq, a predicted model, not a curated record
CAUGGUUAGUUGGGUAAACCGUUUGGAAGUUUGCGCUGCGCACCAGAACAGAAUUGGCACAAUUUUCCUUACAAACUAGUUCAAAGUUUCAUACUAAGCUCCGCAAACCAUGCAGGAUGAUUUACUGAUGGACAAAAGCAAACCCCAGCAGCUUUCACCAAGGUCAGAGCAAAGCACCGAAGCCGCAGAAACCCCCAAAUCAGAAGAGAGCUCCGUGAGUAUAAACGCCCCGGUUUCUGGCCAGAAUAAAGAGAAGGCGCAGAUGGAAUCGCCAAUUUUGCCCGGUUUGAGCUUUCAACCCCAGGAGCCUGGUACCUCCUUGUCCCCUUCGUUCAGUACGUGGUCCACCGGUACCACCAACACCGUAGAUGAUAGCUUUUUCCAAGGGAUCCCGCCAGUGAAUGGGACGAUGCUGUUCCAAAAUUUCACUCACGUCAACCCGGUUUUCGGUGGCACUUUCUCGCCGCAGAUCGGUCUGGCUCAACAGACACAGCACCACCAAGCCGCCCAACAGCAACAGCAGCAGAGGAGGUCGCCGGUCAGCCCGCAGGCUCCCUUCGCCCAACGCAGCGCCUACAGCCACCAGCCCAUCAUGACAAGCAAGCCCUCUUCGGCUUGGAACAACCACCAGAACACGACCUGGAGCACUGCCCCCAACCCUUGGAGCGGGCUACAAGCCAGGGAUCCCCGGCGAGCCGUUGGGGUGCCGUCCCCUCUCAAUCCCAUCUCUCCGCUCAAGAAACCCUUCUCCAGCAAUGUGAUCGCCCCUCCUAAGUUCCCUCGAACUGCACCCACAUUGAACCCCAAGUCUUGGAUGGACGACAACGCCUUUAGGACGGACAACAACAACGGCAUGUUGCAAUUUCAGGACCGGAAUCGGCCCUAUGAUGCAUUUAACUUGCACUCUUUGGAGAAUUCCUUAAUGGAUAUUAUGAGGAGUGACCAUGAACCUAUGAAAGGUAAACACUAUCCCCCCAGUGGCCCACCAAUGACUAUUGCUGACAUAAUGUGGAGGAAUCACUUUGCAGGACGCUUGGGCCUUAAUUUUCCUCAUCCUGGAACAGAUAAUCUUGUGGCACUAAAUAAUACAAGGACAUUUGGGCGACGAAGAGGUCGUUCUUCGCUUUUUCCUAUUGAAGAUGGUUUUCUUGAUGAUGGUCAUGGUGAUCAGUCUCUGACAUCAGGUUUAAACUCUCCAACCCGCUGUCAGAAUGGUGAAAGGGUGGAACGUUAUUCACGAAAAGUCUUUGUGGGAGGUCUGCCUCCAGACAUUGAUGAAGAUGAAAUCACAGCUAGUUUUCGUCGAUUUGGACCUCUGGUGGUGGAUUGGCCUCAUAAAGCUGAAAGCAAAUCAUAUUUCCCACCUAAAGGUUAUGCCUUCCUGCUAUUUCAAGAGGAAAGCUCUGUACAAGCUCUGAUAGAUGCGUGUAUCGAGGAAGAUGGAAAGUUAUACCUGUGUGUUUCAAGCCCCACUAUCAAGGACAAACCGGUACAAAUCCGACCCUGGAACCUGAGUGACAGUGAUUUUGUGAUGGAUGGUUCUCAGCCUCUGGACCCAAGGAAGACUAUCUUUGUGGGAGGAGUACCCAGACCUCUCCGAGCUGAAUGCAGUUCUUCCCUUCGCAGGGAUGAAGUGGAAGAAGAGAAUUUUGGGAAUGUUGAGCUGGCUAUGAUCAUGGAUCGGUUGUAUGGAGGAGUCUGCUAUGCGGGCAUUGAUACAGAUCCUGAGUUGAAGUAUCCAAAAGGUGCUGGUAGAGUGGCUUUCUCCAAUCAGCAGAGCUACAUUGCUGCUAUUAGUGCUCGCUUUGUACAGCUCCAGCAUGGAGACAUUGAUAAACGGGUGGAAGUCAAGCCAUAUGUCCUGGAUGAUCAGAUGUGUGAUGAAUGCCAGGGUGCCCGUUGUGGAGGAAAGUUUGCUCCUUUCUUCUGUGCCAAUGUUACCUGUUUGCAGUAUUACUGUGAAUACUGCUGGGCAAGCAUACAUUCACGUGCUGGCAGGGAAUUUCACAAGCCUCUUGUGAAGGAAGGAGGCGAUCGCCCACGUCACGUCCCAUUCCGCUGGAGCUGAAGCGUCUUAAAGUCUACGAACACGUACCGGAGAGGAGAGCGCUGCCUCAGGGCUGAGAGGGUUCUGGAAAUUGGUGCAUUCUUCCUCGGAUAAAGAAUGUUUGUUUUUGUUUUUUUUUGAAGUCACAUUACUGAACUUGUCCAAGAUUGUCUGGUAUAUAAAAAUUUCAGAGUAUCUGUACUGAAUCUGCACUUUGGCUCUCAAACAUUUGCUUGGUACCUUUUUUGUUUUGUAUUGAACUUUGCAUUGUGAUUUAGGAGUUGUAGCUGAUACGACAUCAGCCACUGCCAGGUUGACGCUCACGUAACUGUUUCCCAUGACAGGAGCAUGCACUUAUUUUCAGAAACUUAGACUUGCCCCUAGAAGACUUACCAAAGGUAACACACUGUAGGUGGCAUAUGUAGCAAAGCAUUCUUCUCAAAUAUUCAGCAAUUAUACAUUUUGGAUCAUUUAGUAUACUAGUUACCCUAAAACAAGCCUUUUUUUGCUCUCCAUUUUGACUUGCAAGAAUAAUACCUCAUAAGCUCAAUUUGAUUUUGCUGGGGGUUUUUGGUUAGGUCUUUCUUAGUGUUAUGUAAAUGUAUGCUGCAAUAGCUUUUGCUGCUAAAUAAAUGGUAUUGCAGAUAUCAUAGUACUUUAUCAGGCUAGGGUUAUAAAUAAUUGUGGAGCAUAAUGCUGUCAGGAAAAAUGCAGUAUAGCAUGGAGAAAGCUCCAAAGGAAGGUCAGUAGUUUUGACUGCAUGUUUACUUAACCAGGUUGCUGCAUGCAAUAAAUUUUGUGUAUCAUGUCUCUUAUAUCUGCUGACAACCUGCCCACCAGUGCACAAAAUAAUAAUGUAGGCUACAAAGAAAGAAAUUUCGAUAUGAGAGAAUUGGCUAAUAACUGGAGGAAGGCAUGCCUCAAUGUAAAUGCUUAUGGAGUUUGAAUCUGUGUCCAUUAAAGCAUUAAGGAUAUCACAAAUACUUAUAGAUGUAGGAUAUCUUGAAGUUAUGUUGAUGGUAGGUGAAGUACUCUGCGGUGAUCACUUAUAGUGCAAUUUUUAUAUAGUAAGGUGAUUAUGUAUAGUACUGUGAUUUAAAAGUAACCGUUGUAAUGUCUGACAUAGAAGUGAUGCUUCAUAACCAGUGUAUUAAACAAAGUGAGCUCAGUUUAAAAAAAGAAUUCUGCUGCUUGCACCAUUUACAUAGCUUCAGACCUUGUCCAGAAAACCAAAGAGCUCAUACACUACCAAUAUAUUUGUCAGACUGACAAGUAGGCACAUUGGGAAAGGAAACUAAUGCUAAAGAAUUGUCUGCACAAAAGUCAAAAUGGAGAUGUCUGCUUUCUGGUUCAGAAUAAACUCCCCAAAUCCCUGAGUAUAUCCUGCAAAGCUUGAAUUCUAAUAAGAUCUGCUAAUUAGUGGACAUUUUUUAGCAUGUACAGUGGGGCUGCAGAUUUCAACCAAACACAGGCUAAGUGUACCAAUAGUGGGGGUUUGUACACAGUGACCUUCAGCAGCUCUGGGGACAAUCUGACUGGAUAUGACACCGCAUAGUAGAUUUGAUACUAAUUGUUGAGUCAUUUGUGUGUUGUGAUGUCUGUUUGUGUCCAGUAAGUCUUUACUUUCUUUUUUUAGUUUGUUUUUUUUCAGUGUUUAGUUGCAAGUAUUGGCAUUGAAAUUGAUUUUUUUUCAAAAAAGAAGAAAUUACUUUUUUACUGGUAAAUUGCUUAUUAUCCCUUUGGAGGUUAACUUCUGGGCUUUUUGUGAUAUUGCUUUCUUGCCCAGGUAUGUUUUUCUAUAUGUUUUUUCAUUAUCUGUAUAAGACAUUUGUUAUGCACUACUUUUUGUAUCUGGACAGUUUUCAACAGUCAGCUGAUUUUUUAAGGCGUGCUUUCUGACUGACAUGAUCUUUUGCAAUACCUCAAUUUUGAAAUAUAGGAAAGAAAUUGAUAUUUUCUAAGUAAGUUUAUUCUAAAAAUAUAUAUUAAUUUAAUUCUGCAAGGAAAUGAUUUAACAGAUGGGUAAUUUUAUUUUUUUCAUGCUUAUUUGCUUUUUUGGAAACUGAAGGAGCUAGAGCUUUAUAACUUUAAUAUGGAGAAUUGUAGUUAGCUACAGUACAAGACUUUAAAGAAAAUCUACCUAAAUGUGGAAAAGUGAACAUUUAUAAACCGUUUUCCCCUUCUUAAUAUAAUUUAAUGUAUGAAUUUGAAAGCUGGAAUGUAAAGAAAUAGUUUAAAAAAAAUGGCUUAGAAUAGACACAUCUCCAUUGGUGCUGGAAGCUGUUAGAAGAAAGUGAAAUAAAAAAAAUCACUUAAUUUGUAUAUUUAUCAUUAACCCUUUAAGUACGACUGACCAGAAUUGUGAAAGAAUUCUUCUGUUCAUGUUAUUUUUGUAUGAAUAUCUUUUUAUGUUAAGUUAUAACAUGCCCCAAUUUGUUUACUUGUUAAUGAAUAUAAAUGAGGUCCUUCAGAUUGAGAAUGUUAUUUCUAAGGUGUUCAAAUUGUAACUUGAUUAAGAGCCCCUUGGUGCAACAGGUCCAUAUGCGGCCUUCUCUUGAUAUUGGAGACUUGAAUUAGUCAAUUUUGAAGGCUAACUUAACCUCAACUCUUUGUUGUAAUGUGCAAUACUGUUUGUACUGUUUGUAAAAAAAAAUCAAAAGCAUAAAUCUUUAUUGAAGAUUUAUUUUCAUUGCAAACUUUAGACAUUGCGAUUCACUAAAUCAUUUUUCUACUGUCAAAUGUGUAACUUUUCUUCAUGCUAGUAUUUUUUCAAUAGUAAUGUAGCCUUUGUACUGAUACAAAUAUUCAUUGUUAUUUUUAGAGAGAUUUUUGCUAAAACCAGAGGAUUUAAACAUAUUUGCAUAUUUUUCAUUUUUAUUUUAGUUAUUUUUCUUUACAGACUGCUUUUCUCACCAUAAUAGUCAUUUCUGGGAGAGACUUUCAUAUCUGGUCAAUGUCCAAUAUUAUUUUGUAUUUUUACUUGGAAUAAAUUAAUUUUAUGAUGCUAAUUCUUUAAAGUUUUAUUUUCAGUUUUGUUAUUUUUUGGAGCUGAAACAUUUGUAAUAUUGUUACUAAAGUGUCUAGUUUUGAAAUGCAAAGCUUCAUGUAUUAACUUGCUGAAGUGGUUUACAGUAGUGUGGUAAUGACAAACGGCUGACAAUGUAGAGUGAUUGAUGUAAUUGAAUGAAUGGGCAAUAAAAUGAUCAGAAUGGAGCAGACAAAAUGUUGUGCUA